CUAAGACUGCCUUGCAAGCGAGCUUAGCAUCAAUCAAGCAAUACCUCAAUGAACUUUCGAGGUCUAAAUGCACAUCGAAACAUUUCUUUACGGAGCUGCCAGCCCAGAUGCAUUCGGCUUGCUGUAUAAACCACACUUCUGAACCGCUUAGCAAAAGCAAUGCAUAUCCUGGUCACGAACGAUGACGGGCCACCGUCGGCGGAGGCUUCUCCGUACGUGCUGCCCUUCGUGAAAGCGCUUGAACGAGCUGGACAUACCGUCUCGGUCAUUGUUCCUGACACCCAGCGCUCAUGGAUUGGUAAAGCACACAUUGUUGGCCAAGACGUACAGGCCAGUCACUACUGGCCGCCAGUAGAGAAUCCGAAGGAGCACUCGAUUGCCGCAUCAAGCCAGGACGACGGCAACCAUCCGUGGGUCUUGGUGAACUCAACACCAGCAAGCUGUGCUCAGCUAGGCCUAAGUCAGUACUUCUUCCUCGAUCGAGGCUCGAUUGAUCUGGUUAUAUCAGGACCAAACUUCGGCAGAAAUACGACAGCUGUGUUUGCGCUCUCCUCUGGCACAUUAGGUGCUGCACUGGAAGCGGCAGUAUGUGGCUAUCACGCAAUAGCACUUUCUUACGCCUUCUUCGAUCGUAACACGCCAUCCGACAUUGUAGAGGAAGCGUGCAAGCAUAGUGUAACCGUCUGCGAGCACUUGGCACAGAAGGCCGAAUGGGGUGGCGGCCGUCUCUAUUCCGUCAACGUACCCUUAAAAAAAGGCGUGAGCACAGCCAAGACCGUCUACACGCAGAUGCUUCAGAAUGAGUGGAGGAAAGGCGCAUGCUUUCAGGAAUUACCACAGUCAUUUGCAGUUGACGAUGCAAUCUCGGAAGAAGCUCGUUUAAGGCGGCAAGAAAGCAGCGAGGGCGUUCAAAGUGGUGUUGCGACUCCUGCGAGUACCCAGUGGCGACAUAGGCACUUCAAAUGGGCUCCCAGGUUCACAGACGUAUACGAUGCUGUGCAGCAGGCAGGUCCGGGCUCAGAUGGCUGGGCUGUGAAAGAAGGUCAGACGUCAAUUACUGCAAUUCGAGCGAACUUCAUGCAUGCCGGCCCGACAGAAGGAGAGGUCAAGCUGUAAAUGUGGCACUCAAUCUGGAUGGUUGCAGGGAGCCGCGCUCGGAUUUCUCGGGGGUUAACACGCUCCCCACACAUAAAGUCCAGUUACUCCUCGUACGAUCUCAAGUCGCUGCAUGUUACGUUUCUACCACAAGUCCGCCAAGCAACCCCGCGAGGAAUUCAAAGAGUACCGGUCCACCACUAUGACAAUGAAGCUAACAAUGAUUCUUGCUGGAAGUGUCAAUGACUUUCUCUGCUUGACUGCUGCCUCUCUUCCUUCGUCUACGAUCAGCCUGGGUUACAAUGGGUGCCAUAGCAGACAGCAAACUCACUCGUCUAGGUCUGAUACUUGUAGCAUCAAACAUUUGCAUCGGUAGUUGUACACAAGAGUUGCCAUGUUGCACCAUUGAUACUUCCGGAAGCUUGCAAUGGCCGCUCAAACACAUGAGGUGCUUGGGGCCAGAUUAAUUCGAGGCACCGUGAUCGA
Molecule: messenger RNA, 1581 nt
Organism: Baudoinia panamericana UAMH 10762
Lineage: Eukaryota; Fungi; Ascomycota; Dothideomycetes; Mycosphaerellales; Teratosphaeriaceae
Exons: 2
Coding region: 160-1116 (318 amino acids)
Cellular component (GO): P-body
Molecular function (GO): hydrolase activity
Source: RefSeq, a predicted model, not a curated record